Zingiber officinale is the source of this 2417-nucleotide messenger RNA. Its product is annotated as beta-glucosidase BoGH3B-like. The record is from RefSeq and is a predicted model, not a curated record. Gene Ontology annotation, molecular function: beta-glucosidase activity. Gene Ontology annotation, biological process: glucan catabolic process. Lineage: Eukaryota; Viridiplantae; Streptophyta; Magnoliopsida; Zingiberales; Zingiberaceae. Bases 127 to 2130 code for a protein of 667 amino acids. The transcript is spliced from 11 exons.
CCCAAUGUCGCAUUCUGUGCGUGGUGCGGUUCGUGGAGAGUGGAACAGUAGGUCGAGCUAUCUCAUCUCAUCUCUCUAUCGUCUUCCGAGAUUUCAGGGAAAACGGAAGAUUGGCGCUUUCAGAAGAUGAAAACAUGUCAAAUUAUUUGUGUGCAUGUGCUUCUUUUGAUGUGCUGUGCGUCGCAUGGAAAAGCAGACUACAUGAAGUACAAGGAUCCUAAACAGCCAAUUAAUGUUCGAAUCAAGGACUUAAUGCUUCGAAUGACUCUUGCUGAAAAGAUUGGUCAGAUGACACAGAUCGAGCGCGAGGUUGCUUCUGCACAAGUCAUGAAAGACUACUUCAUAGGUAGCGUGUUGAGUGGUGGGGGGAGUGUGCCUCGUCCUCAAGCCAGUGCUGUGGACUGGGUGAAUAUGGUGAAUGACUUUCAGAAGGGCUCUCUGUCGACUAGGCUGGGGAUUCCAAUGAUAUAUGGGAUUGAUGCUGUUCAUGGACAUAAUAAUGUUUAUAAUGCAACAAUAUUCCCUCACAAUAUUGGUCUUGGAGCUACUAGAGAUGCUGCACUUGUGAAGAAGAUUGGGGCUGCAACUGCCCUUGAAGUCAGGGCAACAGGGAUUCCGUAUGUUUUUGCUCCUUGUAUAGCAGUUUGUAGAGAUCCAAGAUGGGGACGAUGCUACGAAAGCUAUAGUGAAGACCACAACAUUGUGCAGCAAAUGACAGAAAUAAUUCCUGGCUUACAGGGAGAUUUACCUGUUAACUACAGCAAGGGUGCUCCAUAUGUUUCUGAAAAGGAGAAAGUUGUUGCCUGCGCAAAGCAUUUUGUUGGUGAUGGUGGAACGCAUAAUGGCAUUAAUGAGAACAAUACUAUAAUCAACCGUGAUGGACUAUUUAGCAUUCAUAUGCCUGCUUAUUAUGAUGCCGUCAAUAAAGGUGUCUCAACAAUUAUGGUAUCAUAUUCGAGUUGGAAUGGAGUCAAAAUGCAUGCAAAUCAAGACCUGGUUACUGGCUAUCUAAAAAACACUCUUCGCUUCAGGGGCUUUGUUAUCUCAGAUUGGGAAGGUAUUGAUAGAAUCACCAGUCCACCAGGUGGAAAUUACACUUACUCCGUGCAAGCUGGAAUCUCUGCCGGAAUUGAUAUGGUGAUGGUUCCAUACAACUAUACAGAUUAUAUUGAUGCGUUGACGUCCCUGGUUAACAUGAAUGUCAUCCCCAUGACUAGAAUUGAUGAUGCCGUAAGAAGGAUUCUCAGGGUUAAAUUCACCAUGGGUCUUUUUGAGAACCCCUUAGCUGAUCUUAGUUUAGUUGAUCAGUUAGGAAAGAAGGAGCACAGGGACUUGGCAAGGGAAGCUGUUAGGAAGUCUCUUGUUCUACUAAAAAAUGGGAAAUCUGCAAACGAUUCCUUGUUACCUCUCCCUAAAAAGCCUACAAAGAUCCUUGUUUCUGGAAGUCACGCAGACAACUUGGGUUAUCAGUGUGGCGGAUGGACAAUUGAAUGGCAAGGAGACAGUGGAAACAUCACCAUCGGAACCACAAUUUUUGAUGCCAUCAAAUCCACAGUGGACCCUUCAACUGAAGUUGUCUAUUCUGAGAACCCAGAUGACAAUUUUGUCAAAGACAAUGAUUUUUCUUAUGCCAUUGUUGUCGUUGGGGAACCACCAUAUACUGAAACUGCUGGAGACAACCUCAACCUCACACUCCCAGACCCCUGCCCUAGAACCGUUCAAACUGUCUGUGGUGCCGUUGAAUGUGUAGUUGUCAUUAUCUCCGGCAGGCCGCUUGUGAUUGAACCCUAUCUUCCCUCAAUGGAUGCGCUCGUCGCAGCUUGGCUUCCUGGAACUGAAGGCCAAGGUGUUGCAGAUGUUCUCUUUGGAGAUUAUGGUUUCACAGGGAAGCUUUCACGUACCUGGUUCAAGUCUGAGAACCAACUUCCCAUGAAUUUUGGUGAUGUGCACUAUGAUCCAUUAUUUCCAUUGGGUUUUGGUUUAACAACCAAGGCUACAACGAGACUGUCAUCAUCCUCUUCUAUGGUUUCUACUACUGCAUCUUCUGCUGCUGAAGCUGAUAUUGCAAGAAACCAGGCUUGGGUGGUCGCUGUAUUUUUUAGUUUACUAUUGUCAUUGAUAUCUACUUAGUUAUUGUUACUCUGAUUAGGGUCUUUGAGGUUAUUAGCAUCUGUCAGCUUGAGUGACCACUGACCAGGACCUUAACUCCUUGCUUUGUGCCAAUUCAUUUUGGAUUGCAGUUGAUCAGAUGAUUUCUUCUGAUUUCAUCUAUUAUCCUUUGCAAAGCUGAAUUCAGCAAAGCAAAUUGUACUGGGUAGAGAAUGUUUGAACUUCCGACUACUUAUCGGCUUCUGUAGUUGACUCUGAAUGUUUCAGAUUUUGGUAAUCAAUGACAAUGUUUGAUGACUUUGUCCCUA